GAUCUUCUGGAUCUAGCUCGUUGGAAGAUACUGAUCCAGCAGUUCCGAUAUGACAACUACAGACUGCAUCAGCUGGGAAACAACUCUGUCUUCACUAUCACUCUACAGGCUGGUCUGUCUGCCAUCAAGACACCUCAGUGCUACAAGGAGGAUGGCACCUCUAAAAACCCAGACUGCCCAGUGUGCAGUAAAUCUCUUAACAAGUUGGCCCAGCCUCUACCUAUGGCCCACUGCGCCAAUUCCAGACUAGUCUGUAAGAUCUCUGGGGAGGUCAUGAAUGAAAACAACCCUCCCAUGAUGCUGCCUAAUGGAUACGUCUAUGGCUACAAUUCCCUUCUGUCCAUUCGUCAAGAUGACAAAGUGGUGUGUCCUAGAACCAAAGAAGUCUUCAACUUCUCUCAGGCGGAGAAGGUCUAUAUCAUGUGAUCACUCAGAUGAAACAACUGAGUGUUGACAAGAUCAAAUAUGGCCUGUUGUCCAUCACUUGUGACCUGGCCUACUCAGAGCCACCUGUGGAGCUGUGAUCCAGUGCCCUUCUGCCCCCCACCCCCCACACCCCCCACAGACAUACCUGAGAUGCCCUUCAAGCCUCCCUGUCCCCCUUCCCCAUUCAUCAGCGCAUCCAGUUUCCCCUCCCAUUUGAUCUCACAGAAACUGGGCUCUUCUCCUUUCAGACUCUGUUUUAGAUGUGGCUAGAAGUCAUUUGAUCUGAUCCAUUCAAGCACAUGGACUAUCAACAUUGUCAUUAUCUUACAGGCCUUCACUCUGAAGAUUAGAGACAAGAGAAAAGGACUGAUGGGGUGAAAAACUGCUAGGUAGAUGUUUGAUUUUACUACAACAAAUAAAAAAAAAAACUUGUUGAGGUUACUUGGACUUUUUUUUUCCUUUUAGUAGUGGUGUUCCUUUGUUACUUAACAAGUGGCGGAGACGUAUUAACUCAAUGCAUUAACCAGAUUAACUCAAGAUUUGGGCCUUUUUCUAAACAAACAUGACUGCCUGUUCACAUUUCAUUAUGUGGUGCAUGCUGUCAACAUCCCUUUGUCUUCUAGCCAUGUUUUUAGUGGUUGUUGGAGGGAAAUUUGUUAAAUGCUUCCUUUUAAACUGCCUAACUUCUGAAUUUUAUCCUCCCGUUGACUGAAACUGGAGUCUAGUUUGGGCUGCAGUAGGCUCCUUUUCAAAUGUAAAUAUUAGAUAGGAAUUGAUCAUCCUCAUUUAUACAUUCAGGAGUUUUAGGGACAAGUUACGACAAUGAAGAUUAACCUUCUGUGAAGAUUGCUGUGUAAACUGAACAAGUCUUUUCUUGGGUGUUACAAACUUGAUAUAGCCUGCAGUAUCCUCAAGUUAACUGGUUCAGUAUAAUUUUUCAUUUCUGAAAAUCCUUAUAGUUUCACAAUUGGUGAUAUUAGUUACAGACUGGUGUUUUUGUUUUUUUUUUACCAUCAUGAAAUUUAAACAAACUAUUCAAACAAGAAAAAUCACCUCUGAUGUUUUUUGUUUUUUUUUUUCUUUCCAAAUGAACAAACUGUCUUCCUUUGUUGUGUGCGAGAUUUGGUCUUAACUUCAUUUCAAUCGAUGCUUGAUAUUUAUUUUGUCUAAAAAGGAGACCCUGGGUGAUUUUUGUCAAUUCAACAUUGCACAUCGUUUUAAUUUGAUUACUGCUUUCCCAAUGAAGAACAAGAUAACAAAAGGAGGGACUGUGCUCAUAGUUUUUCAUUCUUUUGUCUGCCUAUGCGAAAGCUGCUUGCAGCACCAACACUACAGGGUUUACGAAGCAUCAGCGUACACCAGCCUCAUCAUCACAUCCUUCAGUUCCCGGCACAUGCCCAACCUUUGUUUAGUACAUGGUUAAAACCUCCACAACACUGUUGAUUUACCAGUCCUGCCUUUACUAACAAAGUCAGAAGGAAAAUCUUGUGGUCACCUGAAAAUGUGACUCAUUCUCAUCCUUUAUGACUUUGAAACUUACUGUAGAUGAUGGUAUGUAAUGUGGAUAAACAGAGAAUGAGUUUUGACUUCAUUUUCAACAAAUCACACUGAAAUUUAACCCUGAACACCCAUAGAACGCAAUCCAAAAAUGCAGAUUUAUGUUUAACAUGAUCAGUUUUGUGGUCAGUCUUUUCUUUCAUCUGGUGUUUAUCGACAAACUAAGUCGCCUCAUUUGUGUCCAUCAAUGAUUUGGAACUGUAUCUGUGCAGACACAGACUGUCCUGUGUGUUUGUGUUGGUAGAAUAGAAAUAGGGAUUGUUUCAUGAGCAAUAUGUCUCAUAAAGAUUUCAGCGAACUUUGA
This is a messenger RNA of Stegastes partitus (bicolor damselfish), 2287 nucleotides long. Its product is annotated as macrophage erythroblast attacher-like. The transcript has 3 exons. Gene Ontology annotation, biological process: proteasome-mediated ubiquitin-dependent protein catabolic process. The annotation marks the transcript as partial. The record is from RefSeq and is a predicted model, not a curated record. Gene Ontology annotation, cellular component: nucleus; cytoplasm; GID complex. Gene Ontology annotation, molecular function: ubiquitin protein ligase activity. Lineage: Eukaryota; Metazoa; Chordata; Actinopteri; Pomacentridae.